Molecule: messenger RNA, 1833 nt
Organism: Dictyostelium discoideum AX4
Lineage: Eukaryota; Evosea; Eumycetozoa; Dictyosteliales; Dictyosteliaceae
Exons: 1
Coding region: 1-1833 (610 amino acids)
Source: RefSeq, a predicted model, not a curated record
AUGAAAGAAUUUAUAUAUUAUUAUUUUUUAUUUUAUUUUUUUAUUAAAAUUAUAAAUUCUGAAAAUAUUAUUUUUGUAGAUUAUAAUAUUAAGAGGAAUUAUAAUUCAUUUGAUGAAUGUGGUAGCAGUGAUCAACCAAUUUGCACAUCUUUCGAGGAUGCAAUCAAUAAAGUAAUUUUAAUAUCAAUCAAUUCUUUAGAUACUCCUACUAUUUAUAUAAAUAUAAUUGGUGAUAUUAAUGGUACAAAUAUAAUAUCAUUAGGUAAUUUAUAUAAUUUUUGUGGUACUCUAUAUAUUAGAUCAAAUAGUAGUAAUUCCAAUAUAAAUAUUGAUGGAACAAAUUCAACUCAACAACCAUUUCUAAUAAUUCAAGAACCAGAUGAAAUUAAUUUAACAAUUUCAAAAUGUACAAAAAAAAGAGUUUUUAUAUUUCAACGUUUAAAUUUUAUAAAUUGGGAUCAAACUAUUAUUAGUAUAAAUAUUAAUCAAGAAAUUAACGAUCAACCAAUUGAUCAAUCAAAAUUUUUUCAAAUAUUAAUGGUUGAUACUUUUAUAAUUUCAUCAAGUAGUAUAAUAUUUGUAAAUCCAAAGAAUUCAAAAGAUUUAUUUAAAAAUUAUAAUUUUAAGGGUUUACAAUUUUAUUUUACAACUUCAUAUUGUAUUAAUAUGAAAUCUUCAAAACUAUUAGCUCCGAAUUCUACAGAUAAUUUUUUACCACCAAUUUAUAUUAUUGGUGGUUCGAUUAUAAGGUUUUUUAAUAUUCAAAAUAGUUCAAUAUUAUCAACUCCUUUUAUUUAUAUUAAAAGUGGAUCAUUGGAAUUUGUUAAUGAUAUUUCAAUAUCAAAUAAUAACUUUUCAAUUUAUCCAAUUGUUUUAUUAAUAAAUUCAAAGUUUUCAACUUUAAAAACAAUUUCAUUCAAUGAAAAUGAAUUUUUUACUUUUUUUUUAUUUUAUGAAUGCCAAACUCAACCAAUCACACCAAUUAACUUUUUUAAUAAUAUUCAACCACAUCAAUCAAAUUAUCAGAGAAAAUUAUAUCUAGGAAUUCAAUUGGAAAAUUCAGUAACUGUAAUAAAAAAUAGCCAUUUUACAAUACAGGAAUAUUUAAAGUUUACUUUAAAUUUAAAUAAUACUAUUGGAAAUGAUAUAUUUUAUGUUGAAAAUAGUAAUUUUAUUAUUCAAUUUUUGGGAUUGGAAAGAUUGAUUCAAGGUAAUCAUAUGAUUAAGGUAAUCAAUAGUAUAGUAACUUUUCAAAAUAUAGAUUUAAAAUGGGACGGAUUUCCAAUUAUUGGUUCAAACUCAACAAUUGAUUUCAUAUAUUGUAAAAAUUUAAAUAAUUCAUUUUGUGGUUGCUCUACUUGUAAUUUUUUAAAUCAAUCUUUUAAUUGUGAUUUUAGUUCUUCAACAGCAUCAUCUUUUGAACCAACCGAAACUCCAACUCUUUCUGAAACUAAUUCUCCCACAAACACUCAAACACCACCUACAAUAACCGAGACUCCAACUCAUUCUAAAACCAAUACCCCAACAAAUACUCAAACCCCAAAAAUAAACGAAACGCAACCAUUUAUAACAAAUACCCCAACACCAACACAAACUUUAAAAAAAUCAAAUAAAAAUAGGAAUAUAGCUAUUAUUGUUGUAACUAUAGUUUUAGGUGUCACAUCAAUUGUUUCACUUUUAAUAUUUUCAAUAUAUAAAAGAUAUAAUUCUAAAUUAUCAAUUAGGGAUAAUGAUAACAUGUUUGGAGCUGGUGAUGAAAAAGCAUUCUCACCAAGUUUUGAUAUUGUGACACCCAAUAUAAAUGAAGAUUGCGGUCAAAAAGAAGGAUUAUAA